CCUGUGGGGGGGGAGGAGGCGAGGCUGGAGAGCGGAACUGAAAGCCUGCACGGCCCAGCUUGCCGGUUUGCUGUCCUGCAGGCGCUGCCUCAGCCCCAGACCUGUGGCCCCCAGGACCCCAUGCCAAGGCAGGAUGGAGGAUUUAGAUGCUUUGCUGGCAGAACUGGAGCAGAGCUCUCGCCCAGCCUCCAAGGGCUGCAUGCUGCAGACAUCAAGCUCCCGCAAGCAGGAUCUGGCUGCAGACAGGCCCCCAGACCCCCAUGGCUGUGAGCCACUUGCCUCGGUGGCCCUGAAGGGUUUGUCCUUCCAGGUCCAGCUGCCGCCUCAGGCUCCGAAAGAGGGUUUGAAGACAGUGUACAGCAGCCCCACACCGGUCCCACAGCCGCUGCUCCCCUCGCCCCCGCCCGCGACAGCUGCCCAGCAGCUGGACGAGCUCCUGGCCGACCUGGGCCACAUGCAGAGCAAGCUAGCGGCCGUGGGGCAGGGAGCCGGGGUGCCAGCAGAGCCCUCCCUGGACAACAUGCUAGGCAGCCUCACCCGGGACCUGCAGGAGCUGGGCAUCACCGCCACCCCCACCGGUGUCUGUGGCUCUUGCUGCAAGCCCAUCGCUGGCAAGGUGCUCACAGCCCUGGGCAAAACCUGGCACCCCGAGCACUUCACCUGCGCCCGCUGUGGGCAGGAGCUGGGUGGCCGGCCCUUCUUUGAGCGGGGCGGGCAGGCAUACUGCGAGGAGGACUACCACCAGGCCUUCUCCCCCCGCUGUGCCUACUGUGCCGGCCCCAUCCGUGAGAAAGUCCUCACGGCCCUGGACCAGACGUGGCACCCCGAGCACUUCUUCUGCGCCCAUUGCGGGAAGGUGUUUGGAGAUGAUGGUUUCCACGAGCGGAGCGGGAAGCCGUACUGCCACCAGGACUUCCUGGCCAUGUUUGCCCCGAAAUGCCAGGGCUGCGAGCGCCCCGUGACAGACAAUUACCUGUCAGCCCUGCAGGGCGUCUGGCAUUCCGAGUGCUUCGUGUGUGCGGAGUGCAUGAGCAGCUUCGCCAGCGGCUCCUUCUUCGAGCUGGAGGGUCGGCCCUACUGUGAGCUGCACUUCCAUCAGCGGCAGGGCAGCAUCUGCCACGGCUGCGGCCGCCCCGUGACUGGCCGCUGCAUCACGGCCGCAGGGCGCAAGUACCACCCCGAGCACUUCAUCUGUGCCUACUGCCUGGGCCAGCUGCAGAAAGGCACCUUCCGCGAACACGGCAACAAGAUGUACUGCCAGGCCUGCCACGACAAGCUCUUCCUCUGACUCCUGGCCACGACUCGUCUGGCACACGGCCGCCCUUCUCGCCUGCACGUCCCUGGCACGUUCCCAGCCAGGCCGAGCAUCAUCCCUGCUGAGCCAAACAUCCCUUGUAUUGUCCCACCCAUCAACGUCCCCAGCAUUGGUCCUGCCUGCCCAGCCAAAUGUCCCCAGCAUUGUCUCUGCCAAGCCAGGCAUCCCAGGCAUCUCUCCUUGUCCCCCACCCCAAGACAUUCCUGGCAUCGUCCCUGCUAACGCCAUGUGUCCUGAGCAUUGUCCCCUCCACCUGAAGCAAUAAAACACCUGGCCCUGCCUUUGCUCCA
Messenger RNA from Grus americana (Whooping crane), 1605 nucleotides. It is a transcript of the gene LPXN, whose product is annotated as leupaxin. Gene Ontology annotation, molecular function: muscle alpha-actinin binding; actin binding. The record is from RefSeq and is a predicted model, not a curated record. Gene Ontology annotation, cellular component: stress fiber; filamentous actin; Z disc. The coding region runs from base 134 to 1288 and encodes 384 amino acids. The transcript has 9 exons. Gene Ontology annotation, biological process: actin cytoskeleton organization; muscle structure development. Lineage: Eukaryota; Metazoa; Chordata; Aves; Gruiformes; Gruidae.